AUGUAUAUCAAGCAGAUUAUUAUCCAAGGCUUUAAGAGCUACAAAGACCAGACGGUCAUGGAGCCCUUUUCGCCGGGUACGAAUGUCAUUGUUGGUCGUAACGGUUCCGGGAAGAGUAACUUUUUCGCUGCGAUACGAUUCGUACUGAGCGAUGCCUACACACAAAUGACUCGAGAGGAACGACAGGCCCUAUUGCAUGAAGGUUCGGGCUCGGCGGUCAUGUCUGCAUAUGUCGAGGUCAUCUUCGACAAUAGCGACGACCGAUUCCCAACUGGAAAUAAAGAAGUUAUUUUAAGGCGCACAAUUGGUCUAAAGAAAGACGAGUACUCGGUCGACAAGAAGGUCUCCACCAAGGCAGACGUCUCAAAUCUCCUAGAAGCAGCCGGAUUCUCGAGAUCGAACCCUUACUAUAUUGUCCCGCAGGGUCGCGUUACAGCCCUCACCAAUAUGAAAGAGUCAGACCGGUUGAACUUACUCAAGGAGGUUGCCGGUACUCAAGUCUACGAAUCUCGCCGUUCGGAGUCGCUUAAGAUCAUGACGGAAACCAAUAAUAAACGAGAGAAAAUUGACGAAUUGCUCGAUUACAUCAAAGAACGUCUUAGUGAGCUUGAGGAAGAGAAGGAAGAACUGCGCGACUACCAAGACAAGGACCGUGAGCGUAGAUGUCUCGAAUACGCAUAUUAUCAUAAAGAUCAAGUUGCUACACAGGACGCCCUAGAAGAGUUGGAGGACUUGCGACAAGGCGGCAUGGAGGAUGCAGAUGAUAAUCGCGAGGCCUUCAAUACAGGCGUGAAAGUCAUUGCUACUUUAGAUGCCGAGAUUCACAAACUGCAGCAGCAAAUGGAGCUCCUUCGUAUAGACCGUCGACAGCUCGAUGAAGAUCGACGAGAGAGCGCCAAGGCGAUAGCACACGCCGAACUGGCGGUCAAAAACCUCUCGGAUGGCAUGUCGGCCCAAGAACAAGCGAGGCAGCAGCAUGAUGCGGAGCUAGACGAGGUAAAGACCGCUAUAGCACAGAGAGAGGCUGAGCUUAAGAAGCUAGUCCCCAAUUUCGACAAAGCCAAGCGGAAGGAGGCAGAGAUCAAGCAGGCUCUCGACUCAGCAGAAGCUGGUCGACAGCGUCUCUUCACGAAGCAGACCCGAGGAAGUCAAUUCAAGAGCAAAGGAGAGCGGGAUGCGUGGUUAAGAAAAGAGAUCGAUGAUCUUAAUGUGACACUAAGUCAGCAAAGAGCAAACCGCCUCGAUGCUGACGAAGAAGUCAAAUCUAUCCAGGGCGCUAUCCAGCAACUCGAGAAUGAAAUCGCGGACCUGCGACAGAAAAACGAGGGAUUUGGCGAUCAUCGACUAGCUGUUUCCGAGGAAGUCACAAGUGCGAAAGAUGUCCUUGACAAGCUCAACGAGGAGAGAAAGCUGCUUCGACGGCAAGACGACAAAUUAGAGACUAUCAUUUCAAAUGCCCGGGGUGAGCUGGACAAUUCCGAACGUGAAUUGUCCCAUACCAUGGAUCGAGUCACCGCGCGAGGUUUAGCUACUAUACAACGAUUAAAGCGCGAACGCAAUUUCCCCGGCGCGUACGGCACGUUAGCCGAGCUCUUAGAAGUUAACGAAGCAUACCGAUUACCCGUAGAACAGGUUGCUGGUGCUAGUUUGUUCCAUUAUGUGGUUGACAACGAUAAAACUGCGACGGAGCUCGCCACCGCACUCCAGAAAAGUUACGGAGGAAGAAUCACAUUCAUGCCAUUAUCAAGGCUGAAUCCGCGAAAUGCAAAUCUCCCCAGAGCUAAUGAUGCAGUUCCGUUGCUUAGCAAACUUCAGUAUAACCCCCAGUACGAGAAAGCUUUCCAACAAGUCUUCGGCAGCACAAUCAUUUGCCCCAAUCUUACCAUUGCUAGCCAAUAUGCACGAAGUCAUGGUGUGCACGGUGUUACUCCAGAUGGAGAUACCUCUAACAAGCGUGGUGCGAUGACUGGCGGGUAUAUCGAUACCCGAAAAUCACGUUUAGAAGCCGUUCGAGCCGUCAACAAGUGGAGAGAGGAAUAUGAAAAAUUACAGUCCCAAGCCGUCGACAUCCGAAGACAAAUAGAACAGAAGGACCAAGAGAUCACUAAUGCGCUAGGCGAAGAGCGCAGAUUAGCUCAAAGACUGAGGCAGAUGGAGGAUGGCUAUGGACCCCUCCGAGCAGAAUUAAAUGCCAAGAACAACCAAGCCGAUCGUGAGAGAGAUCAACUCGAAGCCGCGAUCAAGCGACGAGACAUCGUUGAAAGGAAUAUGAAGCAGUUCCAGGACAAUCUCAGUGCACACGAGGCCGAGCUAGCUUCAGAUUUCAAAAAGGUCUUAACGGCGAACGAGGAAAAGCAGCUAGAAAGCCUAGGUACGAGCGUACAGGAACUGCAGAAAGAGUGGAAUGAAAUCAGCAGCAAGCGGAGAGAACUUGAAAGCCGCAAGCGAAAGCUGGAAUUAGAUCUACGAACCAAUCUCCAGCUCAAACUUGACCAACUCACAAGUCAAGCAUUCGAGACUGCUAAUAGUGGCAGCGGUAACUUGAAGGAGGCAAAGCGAGAGCUAAAGAAAGCCCAAGCAAUGGCAGCUUCUGUUCACAACAAGAUCCAGUCAAAUGACCAGCAAAUUGAUUCUUCUGAAUCGAGGAUUAAGGAUCUAGAGAAGCAGAAAGCUGAUAGAGAGGCGCAACAACAAGAGGUUGCAAGAGAGAUUAAGAAGCAAGAGAAGAGAAUAGACAAGACCAGACAAAAGAAGGCCCUGUUAACAGCAAGGGCGACGGAAUUGGCUAAGAACAUCCGCGACCUCGGUGUUUUACCAGAAGAAGCCUUCGAAAAAUACGAGAGGCUCGAGACUAAAACCGUCGUCUCAAGACUGAAGAAAGUCAACGAUGCGCUGAAGAAAUACAAGCAUGUGAACAAGAAAGCUUUUGAACAAUACAACAGCUUCACCAACCAGCAAGAUCAGCUCCUUAAGCGUCGCAAGGAACUCGACCAGUCACAGUCGUCAAUCGAGGAGCUGGUUGCUCACCUUGAUCAGCGUAAGGACGAAGCGAUUGAGCGAACGUUCAAGCAAGUAUCGAAGGAGUUUGCUACCAUCUUCCAACGUUUAGUGCCUGCUGGCCACGGCCGCCUCGUAAUUCAGCGCAGAGCCGAUCGACGAAUUGACCCGGAUGAUUCCGACGAGGAGCAACGUACCAGCGUAGAAAACUACACAGGCGUCGGUAUCAGUGUCUCUUUCAACUCCAAAACCGCGGAUGAGCAGCAACGUAUCCAGCAGCUCUCAGGUGGUCAGAAGAGUUUGUGCGCCCUAUGUCUUAUUUUCGCCUUGCAGCAGACGGAGUCUAGUCCUAUGGUCAUUUUCGACGAGGUCGACGCCAACUUAGACGCGCAGUACAGAACUGCCGUCGCCGCACUUCUUCAGUCCAUAUCAUCGGAAGCCGGCACACAGUUCAUUUGCACCACCUUCCGACCGGAGAUUGUCCACGUCGCUGACAGAUGCUACGGCGUGUUGUUCAGAAAUAAGUUCAGUACCAUUAACUGUGUGAGCCGGGAGCAGGCCUUGGAAUUCGUCGAAGGUCAAGCACCUAGAUAG
Messenger RNA from Annulohypoxylon maeteangense, 3591 nucleotides. Its product is annotated as RecF/RecN/SMC protein. The coding region runs from base 1 to 3591 and encodes 1196 amino acids. Gene Ontology annotation, biological process: mitotic sister chromatid cohesion. Gene Ontology annotation, molecular function: cohesin loader activity; protein binding; ATP hydrolysis activity. The transcript is spliced from 4 exons. Lineage: Eukaryota; Fungi; Ascomycota; Sordariomycetes; Xylariales; Hypoxylaceae. The record is from RefSeq and is a predicted model, not a curated record. Gene Ontology annotation, cellular component: chromosome.